CGAGUACAUGUGUGCGUGCCAAAAUAGUAAAUGUGACGUGACCUUUUUAGCCGAUUUCAAAACUACGAAGUUUUUAAAUUAAGGACUUAUGUUUUUUUUUUUUGUGUUGUCGAAAAUUGUUCACGCUUUCUACUCUAUAUUGAAUGAUGACACCACCACAAAAUAGACAAAGACUAAUAACCACUAACAGCUGACCACGAUUGUAAAAUGGCAUUGAAGACUUGAAAAGACUCAAGGAACAAUGAAGCCGAUAAAAUUAGACACAAUGGUGAAAGUAAUUGCGGUGACGACGCUAGUGUUGCUGUCCACGGGCCGGACGGACGCCGAGUCCGCCUACAAAACGGGACUGAGACUUGUCGAGAAGCUUUCCGGGGGAUAUUUUAAUGACGUUUAUCGAAAUGGGACGUUCAGGACCGGUCACCAACUGUGGGACAACGUACUGAACCAAUGCACAGCGGAGCCUAGCGUGAGCUGCUUGCAAAAAAACUUUUUUUGGUACUUAGACGAUCGCUUCCGGAUGAACAAUGAUUUGAAAGUGAGUGACAGUGUGUGCUUUAAGCGGAACAAUGUGGACCUGGACAGGGUGAGUGCGGAUGACGGGGUUGAUGGUGCAAGAAGUGCGGACGAUAAUGAAGUUGAGGAGGAUGAACCAGAUUCUCCAUUCGAAGAAGUCACAAAUGGCUUAUACGAUAAAGGAGUCAACUUUUUCAUGACUCACGACAUGACCUUGACCUUACCGGAGUACUUCUUCCAAGGGGCUACAUUAAAGAUAGCCCCCAGAGCUUUGACCAAGUCCGGGGCUCUAAUCCACGUGGAUUUAGAGCCGAGAGAAAACAAGAAUGGCGAGGGAAGGAUAUUCUUGCAGAAGAUCAAAAAAGCAAUUAAGAAGAAACUACUGACAGCCCUGAUAGCGAUAGUGUUAGUGGUCAAGCUGAUAGCUUUGAAAUUAGUGUUUGUCCUGCCUCUGAUACUGGGAGUGACCACAGCCAAAAAGAUGUUCCUGAAGCUUCUGCUAUUCCUGUUUCCUGCCCUAAGUCACAUCUUCAAAUUGUGCUCGUGGUAUCACCAAAACUACCACACUACGAAAUAUCAUCACCAUCAUCAUUUGAUCACGCAUCAUCACAAGGUACCACAUGCUCCAGUUUAUGGCCAUCAAACCCACGGGUCAGUGCUGGUGAAGAAUCAUGGGCAGAAUAGCGCGCCUGGCUUCGAGCACUACCCACAGGACUGGGAACUGUCUGGACCAGGGCUCGGCAGCGAGUAUCUCGGAUCAGAUAUACACCGCAAUGCCAUAGCCAGCUUUAAGCCUCACGUGAACGACGCUAAUGAUAUCAACGCGUGGGGCCUCGGACUACCUCCAGGUCAAUCAAUGAAUGUUGGUGAAUACAGCAGCAGCAACCUGAUGCCGAAAGUGGUGGCUCCAAAUAUACCUCAGAAAGUGCCACUCGCUAAUAUUGGAAAUGUCGCUAGGCCGGUGGGACCGCCAAACAUAAACCCGUACAAUCGAAAUAAGAAAACCACAACGAAAGAUCCAUUCCAAGCGGAAAAGGAAGCUUUGAUACGAGCAGCGGCCCUCGCAGCUAGAGCUCCACCGUCGCCGGUCAGAGACGAACUCCUCAGAGUCUCAGCGGUGAAGCUGAAAGAGACCAACAGAGUGCAGACUGAAACUGACUUGGUGAAGCAACAACAGCAGAUCUUGGCUGCGAAUGAUCCGGAUACCAUAGCAGCAGAGAAGUUCUACGGCUUCCUUUUGGACCGAGUGGAUGCCGUUCUUGCCACGAUAGGAGCAAGCGAAACUGGGUGUAAGGAAAGAGCUGUAUGUACUCUCUACGGGGACCCGUUCAAGCACGCCCCGUUCAGUAACUUGGUGUCGAAUGAACUCAGCAAGGAUUCCAACGAGCUCCUCCCCGCGGCAGACAGCAAGCAGGCCCUGCGCUACUACCGCUACGUGCAGGCAGCUAGAGACGGGCAGGAACAGAAGGACUGCAAUACGGAGUAUCCUCACUGCGAUAUAGAUUACAAUAUCGAAUAAUACCUCCAAAAAUAAGCUGUUGGAUUUAAAAGAAAUCUCUGUACAGAAGGACAAAAAUGAAACAAAGCUUCAUCCUGGGAGCUUUGCAAAUUUUCACAACAGAUUGUUAGUUUCUCAUUGGGGCGAUAGUCCCG
This is a messenger RNA of Bombyx mandarina (wild silkworm), 2166 nucleotides long. RefSeq names its product DUF1676 domain-containing protein Osi17 (gene Osi17). The record is from RefSeq and is a predicted model, not a curated record. NCBI's taxonomy places the organism in Eukaryota, Metazoa, Arthropoda, Insecta, Lepidoptera, Bombycidae. Gene Ontology annotation, cellular component: membrane.